Molecule: messenger RNA, 626 nt
Organism: Rotaria sordida
Lineage: Eukaryota; Metazoa; Rotifera; Eurotatoria; Philodinida; Philodinidae
Source: the annotation of a GenBank genome assembly
AUGAUUAUUCUCAAGCAUUGUUUUUUUCUAAUUUUUAUCUAUACUUAUAUAAAUCUUAUCUCUAGUGAAAAUUUUCCAUUUUUUAUUCAUGCUGAUCAAGUAUUUCUUAAAUGUUCGAAUGGUAAACUUGAAUCAUUGAAUAAUUCUACUAGUAUUCAUUCAACUUGUAUACAAAUAAAACAACAUGAACAAUAUAGUUUGUAUCAAUUUUUUAUUCAAUGUCCUGAUGGACGUUUAUAUCUUGAAUAUAAUCGUAUGUUGACUUUUUAUGAUCAAGUUUCUGAAUAUUCAAUUGCUAAUCUUGAACCAAAAUGUUUUCUCAAUCAUCAUAAUCAUUAUCUUAAGUACAAUCAAUCAACUCCUUAUCAAAUUCGUUAUACAUCUGACAAUGGUACAUUAACACAAAUAAUAUCAUUUCAAUGUUAUUAUAAUUUAAUAAUGAUGACAAAUGAAAAUUCGAAAUUAAAUGAAGAAUUUUAUUUAUUUUUUAAAUUAAUGAACUAUAGUCUUUGUCGAUAUUUAAUUCAAUUUAUAUCUUCAAAUGGAAAAUGUAAUCAAUAUUAUCAACAAAUAUAUAAAAUACAAGGUCAAAUAAAAAAUUCAAUAUGUUAUUAUCAAUUAGGAAC